AGGGAACACGCCACAAGUCGCUCAGUACAGCGAUAGAAUCCGUUUGUGACUGGCCAAGAGAUCCUGCGAAAUAUCGCGCGCGCGUUUUUGGGUUAAUCUGGUGUACCCCGUAGCAAAAGCUAGAAAAAGUCAGUUGGUGUUUUUCCUUUUCUUCCUGCUCUUGAAAGGAUAAGCGAACGAGCAUUUCCCAAUCGAGAAAGAGUUACGCGAACGAACUUCAAAAACAAACCUAAGCCAAAAUGUUUAAAAAUCACUUAGCGAUGAUUGGCAUGAAUGAGACGCCAAACAAGAAAGCCAGAUUCUGGCAGUCAUACAUCAGAUCACUCAAAGGAUCCGAUGAUAUCCGCGCACACGACACGCCAUCCUGGCGGCAUCGACCAAUUCUGCUGUUCGACGAAAUAGACACCCCCGCCGCACGUGUCCAGUCCGCGGGAUACCACUACCUGCCAGUGCACCGCGAGACCUACGGCUACUCUCCACGACCCAUCUAUGAGCACUACUAUCCACGCUACCGUCGGGCAGCUAGCGUAGGCAGACUGGCCGAUGCCGAGAAAGCCUGGGCUGAACAUCUGGACCGAAUGAGAGACAUCGACCGCAGAUACCCAUCGCGGUACGGACUGUACCUGCGGGACAAGCCCAGCCAGGUUGUGCUGCCCCAGGAUCUCGAGUACGAACCGGACACAAAGCCCCUGUACUCGCUGCACUAAAUACAAAGAAAAGCGACCAUAGCAGUAGCAGCAGACAACAUGUUAUAACAACAAAUUGAAACGCAUGGCACACAUACACACUUUAAACCACAUACAUCACGUACACAACUAUAAACAAUAAAAGAGAUGGGAAGAGGAAAAGGUUAUACGUUAUUAAUUCUAGGACGAGAUCAAGUGAAGUAUAUUUAUUAACGCAAAUUGUUCUCUUUUAACCAGUGUAUUGAUCGUUAAAAAAAUAAUUGCCAGCAAAAAGAUUGGAUAAUAUUUAACAGUAUAAAAUGAAUGGUAUUAUCGAAAAGGAGAAAUAAACCGAAUCAGCUGAAUCAAAAAAUUUCACACAUAUACAAAAACAAAAACGAAUUGUAAUUAUUGUCGCGAAGUAUUAACCUUUUUCCACGUUUUUGAACCAUGGAUGAAACGAAAUUGCAAGGGAUUAGGCAUCAUAGAUUCUGGUGGUCGUGGAGUAGAUCAUUCAGCUCACGCUUCCGCAGUAAUAAACACCUGGGUAACCAACUUUCCAAACUUUUCCCAUCGACCUGAAUCCACUGACACCGUCUCGUGUGCGGCUUCAUACUAAUAAUCACAAGAAAAACGACUAACAGCGAGAACCAUAAAAACAACAAACAUCAACAAGUCCUGCAGGUAGUAAUAACAUAAUUAUGUCGAGAUUAAGAGCGCUCGUUAACGGUCCCGCAAAAUUCGCUUUUCUUGUGCGGAGCUCGGAAACGGAAUUCGGAUGAAGCUCCGCGUGGUAUUGCCGGGGGCGAUGUCACCUGGAUUUUUUCCUGGAAAAAAACAGUCGUCACUCGUCGCGGUCGCACCGGAAGUUCGAUGAGCUGUUAGAAUUUUAUCCACCUCCACCACCACGGAAGCUGUGAUCUCCUUACAACCUUAUUUAACAAGCGGACGGGCAAAUAUGAUGGAAAAAGAGCGACUAUAUACAAUAAACGCUUUUAUUACAGCGUG
Molecule: messenger RNA, 1673 nt
Organism: Toxorhynchites rutilus septentrionalis
Lineage: Eukaryota; Metazoa; Arthropoda; Insecta; Diptera; Culicidae
Exons: 5
Coding region: 240-707 (155 amino acids)
Source: RefSeq, a predicted model, not a curated record